Molecule: messenger RNA, 1941 nt
Organism: Pestalotiopsis fici W106-1
Lineage: Eukaryota; Fungi; Ascomycota; Sordariomycetes; Amphisphaeriales; Sporocadaceae
Exons: 2
Coding region: 1-1941 (646 amino acids)
Biological process (GO): regulation of translational termination; peptidyl-proline hydroxylation
Cellular component (GO): cytoplasm
Molecular function (GO): L-ascorbic acid binding; peptidyl-proline dioxygenase activity; iron ion binding
Source: RefSeq, a predicted model, not a curated record
AUGAAGCGCAAGGCGGAAGCGCAGACUGCCAGUCGAAGUCCCAGCAAGAAGAAGUCCAAGCCUUCCUUGAGCGAUGACGAGGUUGCUGCGAGAUUCCGGAAAGGACUCUUGAACCAAGAUAUUCUAGAUUCGUACACGAAACAAUAUGCCGACUCCGAGCCCUACAAGCACUGCGUCAUCAACGAGCUGAUCAACGACAAAUUACUGCGCUCGGUCCGGGAAGAGAUCAAGGAAAAUGUCUCCUUCACCCCCAAGGAGACGGACAUUUACAAGAUCCACCAGUCUGGAGACUUGGCCAACCUGGACGGCCUUGGCGACGAGGCUCUCCAGAAGCUGCCCUCCUUGCUGUCCCUCAGAGAUGCCAUGUACUCAAAGAAGUUCCGCGACUACGUUGCACACAUCACCGGCUGCGGCCCGUUGAGCGGCCGAAAGACUGACAUGGCCAUCAAUGUCUACACUCCGGGUUGCUUUCUCCUCUGUCAUGACGACGUCAUCGGCAGUCGAAGAGUCAGCUAUAUCUUGUAUCUCACAGACCCCGACGUCCCGUGGAAACCGGAAUGGGGUGGCGCAUUGAGGCUAUUCCCAGUCCAGAACCGAGAAGGCAAAGACGGCAAGGUCGCCAAGACGCCCGAGGCCGACGUGUCCAAGAUCAUUCCGCCUGCCUGGAACCAGCUGAGCUUUUUCGCCGUGCAACCUGGCGAGAGUUUCCACGAUGUCGAGGAGGUAUACCACGCAGAGACAAAGAAGCAGCUCAAGAAGGAGGGCGGCAGAAUCCGUAUGGCCAUUAGUGGCUGGUUCCACAUUCCGCAAAUCGGCGAGGAGGGCUACAUCAAGGGCGCCGAAGAGGAGAACGCAAAGAACAGCAGUCUGAUGCAGCUGCAAGGCAAUCCCGACCAGUACGACGAACCCAAGUGGUCUCCCGUCAAGGUUGAGAAGCCGCAAGCGAGCUCGCCCGAAGACUUUGAUGAAGCCGACCUCGAGUUCCUGCUCAAGUACAUGGCACCGACAUACCUUACGCCCGAUACAUUAGAACAAGUCCAAGAGCACUUUGACGAGGACUCUAGCAUUACACUGCCAGACCUCCUCAACAAGAAGUUUGGUCAGCGUCUUCGCGACUAUGUGGCCGAGCAAGAUGGCAAAGCCCUCCCAGAAUCAAGCGCGGAGAUUGAAAAAGGUGCUUGGAAAGUCGCCAAGCCUCCUCACAAGCAGCGUUACCUAUUCACGCAGUCCCAGAAAGAGCCAAAGAAGGGUCGCAAGGCUGAAAAGGAUGACUCGCCUCUUAGAGAACUCUUGGACGUAUUUCUGCCAAGUCCCCAGUUCCGUCGCUGGCUACAAAUGGCCACGAGCAGUGUCAUUGAAAGUCAUGAUAUCAUUGCACGCCGAUUCCGCAAGGGCAAGGACUACACGCUAGCUACCGGCCACGAAGGCAAGCCUCGUCUAGAGCUCAAUCUGGGCAUCACGCCUACUUCGGGGUGGGGCGAUGACGCUGAAGAAGAGGAGGAGGAGGAGGAGGAAGAGGAGAAGCCCAAGACCAAAGGCAAAGGCAAAGACAAGGGUAAAGGCAAGGCCAAGGAGGAGCCCGCCGAAGAGCCCGAAGAGGUUGGUGGCCACGAGGUGUACAUGGCAGGCGAUGACGAUACGGCCGAGGACGCUGCCAUUUACAAGUCCAGUGGCGACGAAGACAACAUACUCUUCUUCCAGGCUGCAUCGUGGAACAAGCUGACCAUUGUCCUUCGGGACAGCGGUACCCUCAAGUUUGUCAAGUACGUGAGUCGCAAGGCGCCAGGUGAUCGCUGGGACAUUUGCGGCACAUUUGACAUUGAGGAGCAAGAUGACGAGGACGAGGCUGAAGCGGUGGAUGAAAACGCAAAGUUGCUCGCCGAGGAUACCGAGGAGGAAUGGAAUGGUUUCUCAUCCAGUGCCGACAGUGACUCUGAUUAG